Messenger RNA from Bufo gargarizans (Asiatic toad), 874 nucleotides. RefSeq names its product SPC24 component of NDC80 kinetochore complex (gene SPC24). The transcript has 6 exons. NCBI's taxonomy places the organism in Eukaryota, Metazoa, Chordata, Amphibia, Anura, Bufonidae. The record is from RefSeq and is a predicted model, not a curated record. Bases 159 to 749 code for a protein of 196 amino acids.
GAAAGACACUCCUCCUAUCAGGACGAGGCGGGCUCCAGGGCAGGUUACACACGCUGACGUAUCCCGACUAUACCCCGCUUUCUAACCCCACUCCGCCCGACUAGGCCUCCUUCAUUACUCCAGGUCGCUUCCACCUCCGUGUUCACAUUCCAGAUAAAAUGUAUCGAGAACAGAUACAGGAGUACGUAGAGGUCAGUCGGGAGAUUGUCAAGGUCAUUGUGUCAGACAGCGCUGCCGGCAUCUUAAAGAACUGUCAGGAGUCCAUGAUCGACUCUCUCAUAGAGACAGAGAGCCAGGUCUCGGAUCUCGUCAGAGAUUUUCUGUCCGUAGAAGAAGUAGUAGCGGAAACCUUUCUGAAAACGGAAGACGUUAAGAAGAAGACCUCCGGCAAGCUGCAGAAGAUUGAGCAGGAGCUGCAGGCUGCACGGGCCGAAAAUGCCACCCUGGAAAGCAGCAUUAAAUUCCUACAGAAGGAGCUUGAGGAGGUGAAACUCCUGGAAGAGGAAAUUGCAGAGGUGGAGAAGGAGGCUCAGGAGGACACUACCGUAGUCAUUCCCUCAGCACUGUACAUGGCAAAGCUGUUCCACUCCGUGACCAAGAUAGACUGGGAUUACAACUGUGACUCAACACUGAUCAAAGGCAUCCACUACGGGGGAAAGAUCGCCCAGCCCAUCAACAUUGACAGCUCACAGCACUCCAAGCUCUUCAUCUGCGAUUACCUGUGGAGCCUCUUGUCCACAGAAUGGUGACCGGACGCUGCCCUAUACACCUUAUUUAUACUGUGGACUGCAGGCUUUUUAUAUGUGUGUUGCUUUCAGACAUUUUAAAUUCUUUUACUUUUUUCUCUUUUGUAAAUAAAAUAUGUUUUCUUUCU